ACACUUUUCAACACUGCUCUAAUUGGCACUAGAACUAUUUACACGGUCCAAAAGAAAAUUAGCCAUGCCAACAAAUGCCCAUAAAUACAGUAUACUGCUGCCCACCUACAAUGAGAAGGACAAUUUACCCAUUAUAAUAUGGCUAAUUGUGAAAUACAUGAAGGCUAGCGGCUUGGAGUACGAGGUGAUUGUUAUUGAUGACGGCAGUCCGGAUGGAACGUUGGACGUAGCUAAGGAUCUGCAAAAGAUUUACGGCGAGGACAGGAUUGUUCUAAGGCCUCGGGGCUCCAAACUGGGACUGGGCACGGCAUACAUACAUGGCAUCAAACAUGCUACUGGGGACUUCAUAAUUAUCAUUGAUGCGGAUCUGAGUCACCAUCCCAAAUUUAUACCGGAAUUCAUCAAGCUGCAGGAAGAGGGAGACUACGAUAUUGUAUCUGGCACUCGGUACGCCGGGAAUGGAGGCGUUUUUGGUUGGGACUUCAAGCGCAAGCUUAUCUCGCGCGGUGCCAAUUUUCUAUCCCAGGUGCUUCUGCGUCCUGAUGCUAGUGAUCUGACCGGCUCCUUCCGACUCUACAAGAAGGACGUUCUGGAGAAAUGUAUCGCCAGUUGCGUGUCCAAGGGCUAUGUCUUUCAAAUGGAGAUGUUGGUGCGGGCCAGACAGCACGGUUACACCAUCGCCGAGGUGCCCAUCACCUUCGUGGAUCGCAUUUACGGCACCUCAAAGCUCGGCGGCACCGAGAUCAUCCAGUUUGCCAAGAACCUGCUGUAUCUGUUCGCAACCACAUAAAGAACACCCAUCAUC
This is a messenger RNA of Drosophila rhopaloa, 805 nucleotides long. It is a transcript of the gene Dpm1, whose product is annotated as dolichol-phosphate mannosyltransferase subunit 1. Gene Ontology annotation, cellular component: endoplasmic reticulum membrane. NCBI's taxonomy places the organism in Eukaryota, Metazoa, Arthropoda, Insecta, Diptera, Drosophilidae. The transcript has 3 exons. Gene Ontology annotation, molecular function: dolichyl-phosphate beta-D-mannosyltransferase activity. Gene Ontology annotation, biological process: GPI anchor biosynthetic process; protein O-linked glycosylation via mannose. The coding region runs from base 65 to 790 and encodes 241 amino acids. The record is from RefSeq and is a predicted model, not a curated record.